AUGGUUCAUAUUGGGAAGAAGCUUCAGGAAAAGCAUAAGGAUGGGAAACCAACGUUCUCAUUCGAAUACUUUGUGCCCAAGACUGCACAGGGUGUUCAAAAUCUUUAUGACCGUAUGGACCGCAUGAAUGCCCUGGGACCGCAAUUCAUCGAUGUCACAUGGAACGCUGGCGGUCGUCUGUCAAAUUUGACCUGUGAAAUGGUCAAUGUGGCACAAUCCGUCUACGGAAUUGAGACCUGCAUGCAUCUUACUUGUACCGGAAUGCCUAGAUCGAAAGUCGAUAAUGCGCUUAAGGAAGCCUACAAAUCUGGCUGCACAAAUAUUCUCGCCCUUCGUGGCGAUCCCCCGAGAGAGAAUGAGAAGUGGGAGGCGGAUCCUCACGGGUUCCAUUACGCAAAGGAUCUUGUCAAAUACAUUAAGCAAAACUACGGUGACCACUUCGACAUCCAUGUUGCUGGUUAUCCGGAGGGCUGUGAGGACCAGGAAGACGUUGACUUACUCAUCCAGCAUUUGAAGGAGAAAGUCGACGCUGGCGCAAGCUCAAUCAUUACGCAGAUGUUCUACGACGUCGAUAUUUUUUUGGAUUGGGUUAAGAAAUGUAGGGCUGUCGGUAUCACAGUACCCAUUAUCCCGGGAAUUAUGCCAAUUCACACAUACGCUGCUUUCAUGAGAAGAGCUACAUGGACAAAAUGCCAUAUUCCCGAAAAAUGGACUGAGCUCUUGGAGCCUGUCAAGAGUGAUGAUGUUGCGGUUCGUGACAUCGGUAGAGAUCUUGUUGUUGAAAUGUGUAGGAAGAUUAUAGACGCUGGAAUUUUGCAUUUGCACUUUUAUACCAUGAAUUUGGCCACUGCGACACGUAUGUGCCUCGAGAGCCUUGGGCUUAUCCCCUCACUGGAAGAGCGAACUAAAGCUCUUCCUUUCCGUCCCUCCCUUGGACUCAGACGCGACAAAGAAAAUGUGCGGCCCAUCUUUUGGAAGAACCGUCACCACUCGUAUGUUCAGCGCACUCAAGAGUGGGACGAGUUCCCUAACGGUCGUUGGGGUGAUUCCCGUUCACCCGCUUUUGGAGAGCUAGAUGCGUAUGGUAUCGGCCUCCGCGGUAGCAAUGAUUCGAACAUCAAGAUUUACGGACACCCCAAGACAGUACGGGAUGUGGGUAAACUUAUUGCUCGAUACAUCUCUGGCGAUCUCCCAUCUCUGCCAUGGUCAGAAGGAAAGAUUAACUCAGAAGCUGAUUCCAUCUCUAAAGAGCUUGUGGACUUGAAUAGUCGUGGAUUCUUGACUAUCAACUCCCAGCCUGCUGUUAACGGAGUCAAGUCAACCCACCCCACCUACGGCUGGGGCCCUAAGAAUGGAUACGUUUACCAAAAAUCUUAUCUAGAGCUUCUGGUAACCCCUGAGCUUCUCGCAGAAUUAAUCACACGAAUUGAAAGAGAUUCAAACCUUUCAUACCACGCUGUCGACAAGACUGGCUCACUGAAGACGAACAGCAUGGAGGGACCGAAUGCGGUCACUUGGGGUGUAUUCCCAGGAAAGGAAAUCAUUCAACCCACUGUUGUAGAAACAGUUUCAUUCUUAGCAUGGAAGGAUGAGGCAUACAGACUUGGAGAGGACUGGGCGCACUGUUAUGAGAAUAACAGUGUGAGUAGGCACUUGAUCCAAGGAAUCAUGGACUCAUGGUGGCUUUUGAAUAUUGUGGACAAUGAUUUUCACGAGUCUACAAGGAUUUAUAGACUUUUUGAUGGCUUAUCGGUCGAUGGCCUUGAUAACACUCUCGAUGAUGAACUCGUUGAGAAGUUGGCUGCUGCCACUGUUGCCGCAGUCGCCUAG
Messenger RNA from Morchella importuna, 1830 nucleotides. RefSeq lists its product as uncharacterized. The transcript has 5 exons. Lineage: Eukaryota; Fungi; Ascomycota; Pezizomycetes; Pezizales; Morchellaceae. Gene Ontology annotation, molecular function: methylenetetrahydrofolate reductase [NAD(P)H] activity; FAD binding. The record is from RefSeq and is a predicted model, not a curated record. Gene Ontology annotation, biological process: tetrahydrofolate interconversion. Bases 1 to 1830 code for a protein of 609 amino acids. Gene Ontology annotation, cellular component: cytosol.